This is a messenger RNA of Fonsecaea erecta, 969 nucleotides long. RefSeq lists its product as hypothetical. Gene Ontology annotation, biological process: inositol catabolic process. The transcript has 2 exons. The record is from RefSeq and is a predicted model, not a curated record. Bases 1 to 969 code for a protein of 322 amino acids. Gene Ontology annotation, cellular component: cytoplasm. Gene Ontology annotation, molecular function: inositol oxygenase activity; iron ion binding. Lineage: Eukaryota; Fungi; Ascomycota; Eurotiomycetes; Chaetothyriales; Herpotrichiellaceae.
AUGUCGGCUGUUCUUCUUGACCAGGCUUCUCACCCUUCCUCCUUCCGCAACGAUCGAGACGGCCUCGCCUUCGAGGCCCUUUGUGACGAGAUUGAAUACGCCGACAUUGCGGCGGACCAAGCUCUCAAGAAACAACGGCAUCAAGAAGAAGAAGAGGAGAGGGGUUCCAAAUUUGACGCCGAAAAAGACAAGACCCAGUUCCGCCAGUAUGAAACUGCCUGUGAUCGGGUCAAGAACUUUUACCUUGAGCAACACACCAAGCAGACUGUAGCCUACAACCUCAAGGCUCGACAUAACUUCCACUCCAAGACCCGCGCCGAGAUGUCCAUCUGGGAAGCUAUGGAGCGUCUCAACACUCUCAUCGACGAGUCUGACCCCGACACUGAACUGGGCCAGAUCGAACAUCUCCUCCAGUCUGCCGAAGCUAUGCGCCGUGAUGGGCGGCCCCGCUGGAUGCAACUCACCGGUCUGAUCCACGACCUGGGUAAGCUCUUGUUCUUCUUUGAUGCUCAAGGUCAAUGGGACGUUGUUGGUGAUACCUUCCCGGUCGGCUGUGCGUUUGAUGACCGCAUCAUCUAUGGCACCAAGUCCUUCAGCGCCAACCCAGACUUCGACAAUCCAAUCUACAGCUCGAAAGAAGGCAUCUACUCACCCGGCUGCGGCCUUGACAACGUCAUGCUUUCUUGGGGCCACGACGAAUACCUCUAUCAUGUCGUUAAGGAUCAAUCAACACUGCCCGAUGAGGCUUUGGCAAUGAUCCGAUAUCACAGCUUCUAUCCAUGGCACCAACAAGGCGCUUACAGAGAGUUCAUGAGCGAGAAGGACCACGAGAUGCUCAAGGCAGUCAAAGUGUUCAACCCCUACGAUCUCUACAGCAAGAGUGACGAACGACCCAAUGUUGAGAAGUUGAAGCCUUACUACUUGGAGUUGAUCGACGAAUUUUUCCCAAAGAAGGUCAUUAAGUGGUGA